ACUUCCUAGGAAGAAAUGCUCUUUUCCAUCCCUCAAUUCUGCCCAGGUGUGAGCACCUACCAGUAUUUAUCACGCGUAAAACUGUGGGACGCGUCGCUGCGGGGUAUCCCUGGGAAAGGUCAGCUCGUGGUGGGGUAGAAACGAAGGAAUGCUGUGGAGUAACAGUUGUGAUGGUCUUUCAGACUAACAGGGAUGCCAAAGGAAAAAUAUGAUCCUCCAGAUCCUCGCAGAAUUUACACCAUCAUGUCAGCGGAAGAGGUGGCCAACGGGAAGAAGUCGCACUGGGCUGAAUUAGAGAUCUCGGGGAGAGUGCGGAGCUUAAGUACGUCGCUGUGGUCGCUGACACACCUGACUGCUCUGCACCUCAAUGACAACAACCUUACUCGCAUUCCACCUGAUAUUGCCAAGCUUCACAAUCUGGUUUACCUGGAUCUGUCAUCCAACAAACUCAGAAGUUUACCAGCAGAACUAGGAAACAUGGUGUCUCUCAGGGAAUUGCUUUUAAAUAACAAUCUGUUACGGGUUUUGCCUUAUGAACUUGGACGGCUCUUCCAGCUGCAAACCCUGGGUUUGAAAGGCAAUCCUUUAUCCCAAGAUAUUCUCAGCCUCUACCAGGAUCCAGACGGAACCCGAAAGCUACUGAACUACAUGCUUGACAAUCUAGCAGUUCAUCCAGAGCAGCUGCCUCCAAGGCCAUGGAUUACUUUAAAAGAACGAGACCAAAUUCUGCCCUCAGCUUCAUUUACAGUUAUGUGUUACAAUGUGUUGUGUGAUAAAUACGCCACCCGGCAGCUCUAUGGCUACUGCCCAUCCUGGGCACUCAAUUGGGAGUACAGGAAAAAGGGAAUCAUGGAAGAAAUCGUCAACUGUGAUGCAGAUAUCAUUAGUCUUCAGGAAGUGGAAACGGAGCAAUACUUCACCCUUUUCCUGCCAGCCUUGAAAGAACGGGGAUACGACGGAUUCUUUUCUCCAAAGUCACGUGCCAAAAUCAUGUCCGAGCAGGAGAAAAAGCACGUGGACGGCUGCGCGAUAUUCUUCAAAACGGACAAGUUCACGCUGGUGCAGAAGCACACGGUGGAGUUCAACCAGGUGGCCAUGGCCAACUCGGAGGGCUCGGAAGCCAUGUUGAACAGAGUGAUGACCAAGGACAACAUCGGAGUCGCCGUGGUGUUGGAGGUGCACAAGGAGUUGUUCGGAGCAAGUAUGAAAUCGCUUCACGUGGACAAGCAGCUGCUCAUCGUGGCCAAUGCCCACAUGCACUGGGACCCCGAAUACUCAGAUGUGAAACUCAUCCAGACCAUGAUGUUCGUCUCAGAGCUGAAAAACAUCCUGGAGAAAGCCUCAAGCAGGCCCAGUAGCCCGACAGCAGAUCCCAACUCUAUCCCUCUGGUGCUGUGUGCGGAUCUCAACUCACUGCCUGAUUCAGGUGUAGUGGAGUACCUGAGCAACGGCAUAGUGGCUGACAACCACAAGGACUUCAAGGAGCUGCGCUACAACGAGUGUCUGAUGAACUUCAGCGGCAACGGGAAGAACGGAGCCUCGGAGGGCAGGAUCACGCACGGCUUCCAGCUCAAGAGCGCCUACGAGAACAACCUGAUGCCUUACACCAAUUACACUUUUGACUUCAAAGGUGUGAUUGACUACAUUUUCUACUCCAACACCCACAUGAACGUGCUCGGAGUCCUGGGGCCUUUGGACCCUCAGUGGCUGGUGGACAACAACAUCACGGGCUGCCCUCACCCGCACAUCCCCUCCGACCACUUCUCGCUGCUGACGCAGCUGGAGCUGCACCCGCCGCUGCUGCCGCUGGUGAACGGCGUGCACCUGCCCUCCCGCAGGUAGUGCAGCCCCAGGGCGCCUCGGACCUGCCUCACGGACCUGUACACUUGUAAAUCCCACUAGAUAGGAGUGAAGUAUGGCCAACCUGCAGCUGCUUCUUCGAGCUCCUUUUCCUUAUGUGUUUGAUAUGAGAUUUUUGCACAUUUUGGUGCAUAUCGGUAUCAUUUGGCACUAGGGCUGGAACCAAAGUAUUAUUCCCCUUUCCAGGUUUUUAAUUUAAUUUUUGUUUGUGUUUGGGUUUUUUGUUGUUGUUUUUUUGUUUGUUUUUUUGUUUGUUUGGUUUUUUUUUUUACUUUAAACUGGCUUUUUCUUUUCAGUAGGAAGCUGCACUUCUAAACGGACAAAAGAGGUUUGAAAACUUGCAUUUAACAUAUUUCAAGGUAAUGCUUUUUUCCAGAACGUGGCAAAUUGAGCCAAACUUUUAGGAGAAAGAAGAACAAAGCUAGAGAUGCUUGUUUUGUAGGAAGAAUAUUAUUAGAAAUACUAUUUCUUUGAAUCCAGAAUGGAGACUCAACUCUGCAUCCAAUAUAAAUUUUGCACAUUAGCAAAGCACUUAAUACCUGACUAUAAAUGAUUGGCAGCAUGGCCCUGCCCCUCAUCUCAAUACUACCAGAAAACCAAAGAUAGCCAAGCAUCUGUGAUCAAAUUUGAGCUCUAAAUCCUCCUGAUUCCAAUUUCUUUGGGAGCUGUUGUCAGUCAGGGCUGAAGUAAAAAAGCUGCUGGUUCCUUCCCAAAUGUUAAUGCUCUUUGGAUGUGUUGGAAAUCCUUGUUUUCUUUCCUUUUCAUGCUCUGGGUGGCCAGUUCAAAACCUUGUGCCUCGAGAGGCAUUAAAAACAUGAUGCAAUUUUCUGAAAAAAAAAACAAAAAACAAACAAACAACAAAAAAAAAACAAACAACCAACAACAACAAAAAAAACCAAACCUGUUUGGCUGCUUAAUGUUUAAAAAAAAGGCACAGUGAUAGGAAAAGGUCGUGUCUGUGUUUUUAAGUUUUUCUUUAUUCUGCUUUUUUGCUGCUAUAAGAUUUUCUUGAAUUUCUAUUUGAAACUUUUCAUGCACUUUACUGUUUCUAGUCUCCAAAUGUGAUAUUUUUAAUAAAUGAAAAACAUUUUCCAUGAUGUGAUUGAAAUUUUUAAGCAGAUUGAUAAGCUUAUAUUUAUGUCUCAUUCGUAUACUUCAAAAAAAAGUCCAAUUUGAAUUGUGAAAUUGGUUUUAAAUACUAAAGAGCCAUCCUCUGUCCUGCAAAACUGCCAAGUCAGGCUGUUCCUCUUUAAUUAAAUAUUUCCUUUGUCGUUUUUUACACAGGAAAUUUUCCAUGGGGGGUGGGGGGGUGGAAAAAAAAAAUCAAUUUGACUUAGAGGAGAAACUAUUUCCUGACUGUGAGUGGGGGCCAGGGAGGGGGUGGAGAGGGCCAGAACACAAAAAUGGGUUCAGCAAAGUGACAACUCCCUUGGAAAAGUGCCUAAAAAAUGGAGGUGUCAUCUGUGGAUCAAAUUGGAAGCGAUGGGAGCUGGGAGGAAAUUCCUGUGCAGCACUUGCUUUGUGCAAAAACCAACCCAAAUGAAAAAAAAAAAAAAAGAAAAAGAGGGGGGGAUAAAAAAGAAACCCCUUUCCAGAGAUGGAUUUUGCUCUGGGUGCAGGUUGGAAUGUACCUCAGCGCUCCCUACCUGGCCAUGGCACACGGACUGGAGAGCACUGGAAAGUAGAAUAGCAUGAAAAACUUCAUUUUGUGGACAUUACCUUUGUGUAUUCAGCUGCUGUAAUGUUUUUUGGGGAGGAGGGGGGUGGAUGCUGCGCUCCUGAGGCUGCUCCUCCUGUUCCUCCUCCAUGCACGGCCAUCCCAGCGUGAUGAGCAGUGUUUCCUAACCAUACUUCACUCCCAAUAUUUUUUUUGAGCUGUUUGUAUAAAGUGGAAUUUCCGAUUCGCCCGUGAUUGUCUAUGAACUGCAGAGGAGCCCAUUUAGUAAUAAAAAUCCAAACCCAGCA
Messenger RNA from Parus major (Great Tit), 3825 nucleotides. RefSeq names its product CCR4-NOT transcription complex subunit 6 like (gene CNOT6L). Bases 193 to 1842 code for a protein of 549 amino acids. Gene Ontology annotation, biological process: nuclear-transcribed mRNA poly(A) tail shortening. Gene Ontology annotation, cellular component: cytoplasm; CCR4-NOT complex; nucleus. The record is from RefSeq and is a predicted model, not a curated record. Gene Ontology annotation, molecular function: protein binding; poly(A)-specific ribonuclease activity. The transcript has 11 exons. Lineage: Eukaryota; Metazoa; Chordata; Aves; Passeriformes; Paridae.